CGUCGCAUCGCCUGCAGAAACAGAAAAAAGAAAAGAAAAAAAGGGAACCGACUAUACGCUAAUAUGCGUAGGUAAAACGGCCUAGACUUGAUGUGGCAUCUCCCGCUCAGCUGCUACCAGUUUACCUCUGACUUGGCCGUGACCUGCCACCCCGGCUUCUGGCAGCCGGUCAGUUCUCAGAUCUUGUUCGGUCUCCUCUUUACCGGCCGGGUGAGCCACGUCCAACCUGGGCUCGAUUCCCUUGCUCCCGUGCUUUCAAUCACCCAAGACCAAGACCAAGACCUUUAUGCAGAGCCGCCCGGCAUGGAAGCCCGAUGAUACCAGCUGGCACGCCUCGCCUCCCCCACGAGAUUUGGACAUCUGUUGCCCAAUUGGACUUGAGAACAAAAACGGUCUCGAAUGCUGCUUAUCCUCUCCGUGAGCUGGUCGCCACCAUCUAGACUGGUCUCUGAACUGCAAUUCCAUGCAGGCGGCUGCACCCGCGCAUGUCUUGUCUCCAUCUCAUCACAGGAUUCAGCUUGGUCUGGGCUGUCGUGUUGUUGUGUUUCUGGAUAGAACCAGUAUCCAUCAAAUUUCCAACCUCUCGGGUUCAGCCCCUGUGGAGGGUGAGCUUGACAAUACAUACUUGCACAAAGCAUGUAAGCCGUGAGCAAAGCCCGGUCCCCGGCACUGUGUGCGUAUGUGAACAUGCCCAAAGCCAUGCCGUUGGUCCAACGCAGAAGAUUGCUGUCAAUCUUGGUGCAAAUCCCCCAGACUGGCGGCAGGCCCCCCGGCAUCUGAAUGCAGCCUCCCUGGACGAGAUGAUGAUGAUGGCCAUACAACCCGUGCGGCUACGUCCACAGAGGAUGGAGUGCGAGGGAUAUCUAUACUACUACUGCACAUUCAAUGCGGGUGGCGCCUCGUGGCGAGGAUCCGUCUUCGCACCGCUUGCUGCUAAUUUUGAUGGUUGCAAACGUGCCAAUAUCAACCAACACAGCUGUGGAUAUGCUAACCAACGUGGUGCUAUUGGGAGAUCUCUUCAAUGCCACCGGAUCCCUUUCUGGUUCCCUAACAAUAUCCACAAUCUGUCCAUGCGUCUUGACAGGUUCUUUGCUUUGGGCAAGAAAAUAAAAUAAACACGCCAUCUUUGAUACAUAGUCAAGUGAGUGGCUUACAUGCCUCAGACGAUGGGACACGUGUCGGCCGCAACACCUGUUCUUGACGGAGGAUAGUGGGAAUUUUGUGUUGGUGAUUGUCGUCUCGGAUCG
Messenger RNA from Trichoderma harzianum CBS 226.95, 1247 nucleotides. RefSeq lists its product as hypothetical. Lineage: Eukaryota; Fungi; Ascomycota; Sordariomycetes; Hypocreales; Hypocreaceae. Bases 486 to 1115 code for a protein of 209 amino acids. The record is from RefSeq and is a predicted model, not a curated record. The transcript has a single exon.